Polyodon spathula (Mississippi paddlefish) is the source of this 6212-nucleotide messenger RNA. It is a transcript of the gene fbln2, whose product is annotated as fibulin 2. Gene Ontology annotation, molecular function: calcium ion binding. Bases 237 to 4871 code for a protein of 1544 amino acids. The transcript is spliced from 22 exons. Lineage: Eukaryota; Metazoa; Chordata; Actinopteri; Acipenseriformes; Polyodontidae. The record is from RefSeq and is a predicted model, not a curated record. Gene Ontology annotation, cellular component: extracellular region.
CCCUAAAUCUAAGGGUAAGUCAGACUUCAAACUCGACUUUGUUUUGGUAUUUUCUCAGUUCCACGGGAGAAUGUGAAACACUGGCUUUGGCGAAGUGGAGGCAUUUAAUGAGAGAAGCUGCAGCUACAAUCUGAAUCCACAUUUCCUGGAAGGACAAAAGCAGCGUCUUUGCGGAUUUAUUAAGACUGAUUGCCUUCUUGCUGUGGUUGAGAAAAAAAAAAAAACACUGCCCCACAAUGGCUCCUUCUCUUAGGCUGAUUACAUUGAUACUUUUACACUGUGCAUUGUUAUUUUCCAUUAGCCAAUGCAAAGGCCAGAAGGACUGCACAGGUGUGGAAUGCCCGUUACUGGAAAACUGUAUCGAGGAGGUUUUAGAAAGGGAUGCAUGUUGCUCCUCCUGCAUGCAAACAGGAUGCACUUGUGAGGGUUACCAGUAUUACGACUGCCUCAACGCAGGGUUCAGGAAUGGCAAAGUUCCAGAAUCAAAGUCUUACUUUGUUGAUUUUGGAAGCACCGAGUGCUCCUGUCCCAAAGGAGGAGGCAGGAUAAGUUGCCACUUCAUUCCUUGUCCUGAGAUACCUCAAAACUGCAUUGAUCUGUCAGAGCCGGCUGAUGGGUGCACGCAGUGUGAGCGCAUUGGCUGUGUCAAUGAAGACCAGAAGUAUGAGGCUGGACACACUUUCCAGAUGCAUCCAUGCAAGGUGUGCCACUGCCCCAAUGCUGGGGGUGAGCUCAUGUGCUACCCUAUUCCAGACUGUGACCCGGAUGAGAAAACUGCAUUUCCAUCCACCGCUGAAGAAAAUGUUCCAGAAAAGCAUUACAAUGACCCUUACGCCUAUGACCAAGACGCCUCCGAACUGUUGCCCAAAGAAUCUCAUAUAAAUCAUGAUCGACUCCUGCCACUUUUUAAGACAGGCAACCCAAGCACAGCAGAAAAUGAGGAUUAUUAUUUUACCCACACUGAUACAGGGACAACUACAGAGUAUGAUCUUCCUGCACCAACCAGCUCAGCAGUGAUUCCUGUGUCCUACCUUGAAACCCCAGCUCCUUAUGAAAAUCAGGGCGGGCAGGAAGCACAAGAAUUGAGGGAGACAAUAGCAACCCAAGAAGAAGAAGAAGAAGAAGAAGAAGAAGAAGAAGAAGAAGAAGUGGAAUACAAGGAAGGCACUACAGAAAGUCCUUUAAUCUAUGAAACCACACAGGGUGCUCAAGAAGUUAGAAAGAGUGGAGAAAAAGUCCCAGCGACACAUUAUGAGCUGGAAGAAAAGUUACCCCUGGCUGAAGAGGCAGAUGCAGAAGAACACGAUGAAACAGUCCUGACAUUAGACAAAAACAUAACCGAAACUGGGUCUGAUGAAAAGGAGGUCACAUAUUUUAUUGAUCAAGAACCAGAGAGAAUGCAUAAUGUAGUAAAUGAACAAAUGAGCAACCACGCAGGGGAAAAGAACUUCUCUGACCAUGAAAAAUCAGACAGGAAGCAUGAACCAGUUGUGUUUCCUGCAGUGAAAUUUAGCCCGACAAGCCAGCCUCCAGUUGUCGUCAAAGCAAAUGACAGACACAUGUCAAACAAGCAGUCACAAACUCUAUCUCAUUACGAGCAUGACGAGGAAGAGGGGAAGAACUCAGUUGAUUCUUUGCCAGCAUCGCAUGAAGUUUCUGUGAAAGAAGUGGUGGAAACAUGCUGUGCGGCUGGACAGCAGUGGGCUUCAAACAAUGGGCAGUGCAUUGACAUGCCACAGAGUGAGAUUAACACAUCUGUCUGUAGACUUGCCCAGAAGCAGUGCUGUAUAGGAUACUUAAAAGAAAGCAGUUGCUUGGCUGGAAUGACCGCAGCAAAAGAGGGAGAAGAUUGUGAGGCGAAUGAAAGUGAUACCUGUGGAAAAGACUCCUACAAGGAGUGCUGUAGCUGUUGCUCUCUUGGUUUAAAACUCAAAAGUGAGGGACACAGCUGCGAGGCCCACCAGUUUCUGGGAUACCCCUGUAGCCAUGUGUUCCUGACAUGCUGCGAGGGAGAUGAAGGCUUCGUCCAGCCCACUUUAAAACAGAGAAUGGAGCCAGAGCCAACGUCUUUGCCAGAACGAGUUUCAGACACUGGAUACCCCAAAGAGGCUUUCUCUGUGAUUGAUGAAGAGGAGAAAGAAAACACUGUUGAUGGAGAGGAUGGUGAAGAGAAGAAUAAAAACACUGCUGAUGAGGAGGACGGUGAAGAGGAGAAAGAAAAUACUGUUGAUGAGGAAGAUGACAUCGACGAGUGUCUGAUCUAUGCAGGACAACUUUGCCACCAAAGCUGCAUCAACACCUGGGGAUCCUACAUGUGCGCCUGCUUUCCAGGACACGUCCUGCUGGCUGACGGAUACACCUGCAGACCAGAAAAUGAAGACCAUGAAGACAACAACAGGUUAAAUGAGGAGGAAGAAACACCUGCUACUGAGGCAACUCCAAUGGAGGCUCCUACCACUGCCGUUCCCAUUGAAGAAGAAGAUCUGUGUAAAGGUACAUUACAUAGUCAUACAUUUCUUAUCCUUAUAGUUUCUGUGAAAGAAGUGGUGGAAACAUGCUGUGCGGCUGGACAGCAGUGGGCUUCAAACAAUGGGCAGUGCAUUGACAUGCCACAGAGUGAGAUUAACACAUCUGUCUGUAGACUUGCCCAGAAGCAGUGCUGUAUAGGAUACUUAAAAGAAAGCAGUUGCUUGGCUGGAAUGACCGCAGCAAAAGAGGGAGAAGAUUGUGAGGCGAAUGAAAGUGAUACCUGUGGAAAAGACUCCUACAAGGAGUGCUGUAGCUGUUGCUCUCUUGGUUUAAAACUCAAAAGUGAGGGACACAGCUGCGAGGCCCACCAGUUUCUGGGAUACCCCUGUAGCCAUGUGUUCCUGACAUGCUGCGAGGGAGAUGAAGGCUUCGUCCAGCCCACUUUAAAACAGAGAAUGGAGCCAGAGCCAACGUCUUUGCCAGAACGAGUUUCAGACACUGGAUACCCCAAAGAGGCUUUCUCUGUGAUUGAUGAAGAGGAGAAAGAAAACACUGUUGAUGGAGAGGAUGGUGAAGAGAAGAAUAAAAACACUGCUGAUGAGGAGGACGGUGAAGAGGAGAAAGAAAAUACUGUUGAUGAGGAAGAUGACAUCGACGAGUGUCUGAUCUAUGCAGGACAACUUUGCCACCAAAGCUGCAUCAACACCUGGGGAUCCUACAUGUGCGCCUGCUUUCCAGGACACGUCCUGCUGGCUGACGGAUACACCUGCAGACCAGAAAAUGAAGACCAUGAAGACAACAACAGGUUAAAUGAGGAGGAAGAAACACCUGCUACUGAGGCAACUCCAAUGGAGGCUCCUACCACUGCCGUUCCCAUUGAAGAAGAAGAUCUGUGUAAAGACAAUGGUGGCUGCAUGCAUCAUUGCUCUCAGGUUGGAAGGGAGGUGACCUGUUCCUGUUUCCCAGGAUAUGCCCGAAUGGGGGAUGGGAUUUCAUGUGAAGAUGUUAAUGAGUGUCUUACUGACUCACACAACUGCCAGGCUAGGGAGCGAUGCAUUAAUACCAUCGGUUCCUUUAAGUGUGAGAAGGAAACCGUCUGCCCCCCAGGGUAUCAGCUAAAGGAUGACAACUGUGAAGAUAUCGAUGAGUGUGCUGUGGGCAGUCAUAACUGCAGUGUUGGUCUAGAGUGUCAGAACACUGUGGGCUCCUUCUACUGUAAUCCAAAACAGGGUUGCCUCACUGGAUUUGUACAAGACCUGAGUGGAAACUGCAUUGACGUCAAUGAAUGCACCAGCCUAAUAGAGCCCUGCUCUACUGGAUUCAAUUGCAUCAACACGGUUGGUUCUUAUACCUGUCAGAGGAAGAUCGUCAUGUGUAGCAGAGGGUAUCAUGCCAGCCCCGAUGGAACCAGGUGCAUUGAUGUUGAUGAAUGCCAAGCUGGAGUGCACCGUUGUGGAGAGGGGCAGAUUUGCCACAACUUGCCGGGCAGUUACCGCUGCGACUGCAAGGCGGGCUACCAGUACGACAUGUUCAGCAGGACGUGUGUUGAUGUAAAUGAAUGCUGGCGCUACCCAGGACGGCUAUGUGCUCAAACCUGUGAGAACAAUCCCGGGUCCUAUCGGUGCUCGUGCACUUCAGGCUUUGCAUUAGCAUUCGAUGGCAAGAACUGUGAAGAUGUAAAUGAAUGUGACAACAACCCUUGCAGUCAGGAGUGUGCCAAUAUCUAUGGCUCCUACCAGUGCUAUUGCAGACAAGGCUUCUAUCUUAAAGAGGACGGACAUUCUUGUGACGAUAUUGAUGAGUGCUCUCAGAGCAUUGGCAAUCUGUGCGCUUUCCAGUGUGUGAAUGUGCCAGGCAGCUACCAGUGUGCAUGCCCUGAGCACGGAUAUACCAUGUCACCCAAUGGAAGAACCUGUCGAGAUAUUGAUGAGUGUGCUGUUGGAGCUCAUAAUUGCUCAACAGCUGAGACGUGUUAUAAUAUCAAGGGUGGGUUCAGGUGUUUGUCAUUCAGCUGCCCACAGAACUACAAAAGAGUGUCUGACACGCGCUGUGAACGCGUCAGCUGCUUAAACUACGUGGAGUGCCAGAGCAGCCCCUUGAGAAUCACCUACUAUCAGCUGAGCUUCCAAACCAACAUUGUGGUCCCGGCCCAGAUAUUCCGCAUUGGGCCCUUGCCUGCCUACUCUGGAGACAACAUCAUUAUCAGCAUCACGAGCGGGAAUGCAGAGAACUUCUUCAGCACCCGGAAGCUGAACCCUUACACGGGCGCCGUGUACCUGCAGCGGCAAGUCCGGCAACCGAAAGACUUCUUGAUAGAUGUUGAAAUGAAACUCUGGCGCCAAGGAGCUUUCACCACCUUCCUCGCUAAGAUUUACGUGUUCAUAACAGAUCAUGCUCCCUAAGCUGUUUCUGACAGGCAUAUUUCAUAUGGUGCUCAGCUAUGAAGCUGUUAAGUUUAAGAUUUUAGACAAUUGCUACUGUGGAAGUUUACUGUAUGCUAUUCCUUUUUAUAAAUAAUAUCUAAUAUAUCAAGGACCUUAAUGUUAAAGCCAUGUUGAAUUUCUAUAACUUAGUAGACGCCUGGUUGGUGCUGAUGACAUACUGUGCAGUCGAAAAGCAAAUAGUGUGGGACCUGAUUGUUGAUGUAAUAGCUCCAUUGCCAUUUUUGCUUAUGUCCCUAAAAAAAAAAACUUUUCCAAAGACAGAAACAAUAGUCUUGUUAUUCAAUGGCUCACAUCACAUGUCUUUCACAUCUCUUUUUUAAUAACUCAGCUGCCCUAUUUGCAGUAUGUGGUAACGUUGACCAUCAGUAUUAGGUUCACACAAUGGAUAUGGUAACAUAUAGUAACACAAUGGAUGUAUAAUAUUUCUUAAAGCUGUAAACCAAGGAUUGAAAAAAAUAAAGUCAUUCUUAAUCAUUUCAGGCAAUCUUUACAGAUUGGGCAUGCACAUGGCAGAACUAAUGUGACAGAAAAUGAAAACACAGCAUGAAACUAAAGGACGUCUUUCUGAUACAACACAGAGGAGAGAGGGGUUUGCUGUGUUAUAGGAAAUUGUACGCUAUCAUCUAGUUCGCAUGAAUUUGUUUCCCUUCCAGAUCUAGAAAAUAGCAAAGGAAGUGAUUUGACACUGACUGUCUCAGCUUGAUAACUGCCAUGUGAUCUUAUUCAGCUGUGUAAAAGAAAAGGUAAAUUGGAUCAUAUAAUGUAUAUAACCGUUUGCAAUAAGUACUCAUAUGAAUUUUUGAAAUAGAAAACUCUCUUCUUAGGGACUAAUGCAUUUUAUUUGAAGAUUUAGCAGUAAUGUGCAAAGUUUUUAGCAACUUUUAAAAUGUACCUUUUUUUUAAAUUAUGUUUUUAAAGCUUGUCUAAUAAUUCCAAAUGUUGUUGUUUUUAUUACAGCCCAUUAGUUGUCCCAACAUAUCAAACUCCAGUUGCUGUAAAACAAUAUAAAAUACUUAAAUACUUAAUGUUGGUUGAAAUGAAAAUGUAUUUAUAGGUGAAGUGCAUCCUCAAUUUAAUAAGCAAUGCCAUUCUGCAUGUUGUCAAUUUUAUAAAGCAUGCAUAGUUCUAUUAACGAUAGACUCUUUUUCUUCUUACAUUUAAAUACACCUUCUUCAGCCUUGGGGUGGGGCGGGGCUCUUACUGUAUUUUCUGCACAAUCAGUUGGAAAGUAAAUGCAUUUUAAUAUGACGUCAAAACUUUUGAUAUGUAUUCUCUUUUAAAAUAAAGUAAGAAAAAAUA